Molecule: messenger RNA, 531 nt
Organism: Endocarpon pusillum Z07020
Lineage: Eukaryota; Fungi; Ascomycota; Eurotiomycetes; Verrucariales; Verrucariaceae
Exons: 1
Coding region: 1-531 (176 amino acids)
Molecular function (GO): oxidoreductase activity, acting on paired donors, with incorporation or reduction of molecular oxygen; iron ion binding; monooxygenase activity
Source: RefSeq, a predicted model, not a curated record
AUGGAGUUUCUGGACCGCUUUGUCAAGGAGACGCAACGCAUGCACAGUCCGAGUUUCCAGACGGCGCGAAACGCCAGGAAGGAUGUGGUGCUGCCGGGCGGUUACCUGGUGCCGGCGCGUGCCGUGGUGAUUCCGUGUUUCCCGAGUCUGCACAAGAACCCGGCGCAGUGGGAGAACCCGGCUCGCUUCGAGCCGGAUCGGUGGGCGGACAAGGCGGUGGCGGGCAAGGCGAUGAGGAACGGCCUGUACACGCCUUUCGCCUCGGGGGGCAGAGGGUGCGUGGGAUUCAAUCUGGCCUUGAUGGAGAUCAAGAUGGUGCUCGCGGAGCUGGUCUACCACUACCGCUUCGAAGACGCUUCCACCGAGGCGGUGGUCUACGACCCGGAGUUUUUGGUGGUUCGUCCGUUGAAUUUCUACGCAACCCCGACCAAGCGAACCGAGUGGCCGUCAGCGUCAAAGGGGGGGACGAAGAAGAAGGAGGAGGAGGAGGUACACGGGGUGGAGGGGGGAUUGGAUGAUGCAUCCCGAUGA